Molecule: messenger RNA, 3955 nt
Organism: Pteronotus mesoamericanus
Lineage: Eukaryota; Metazoa; Chordata; Mammalia; Chiroptera; Mormoopidae
Gene: AGPS
Product: alkylglycerone phosphate synthase
Exons: 20
Coding region: 51-2021 (656 amino acids)
Biological process (GO): lipid biosynthetic process
Cellular component (GO): peroxisome
Molecular function (GO): FAD binding; alkylglycerone-phosphate synthase activity
Source: RefSeq, a predicted model, not a curated record
ACCUUUCACCCGCGCCCAGCGGUCCCGGACGGCUGCACAAGGCGGAAGCCAUGGCGGAGGCGGCGGCUGCAGCCGGUGAGACGGGCGCGAACGCAGGCUCCGGCGCUGCAGCGGACCUGGAUCGGGACCCCGACCGGGACCGUGCGGGGCGGAGGUUGCGGGUUCUCUCGGGCCAUCUGCUGGGCCGGCCCCAGAAGGGUCUGAGUACCAAUGAGUGCAAAGCCCGGAGAGCCGCGUCUCCUGCUACGGCGGCGCCCACGGCCACUCCCGCCGCGCAGGAGUCGGGCACCAUCCCCAAGAAGCGGCAAGAAAUUAUGAAAUGGAAUGGAUGGGGAUAUAAUGAUUCCAAGUUCAUCUUCAAUAAGAAAGGUCAAGUUGAGUUGACUGGGAAAAGGUACCCUCUUAGUGGCAUGGUUUUACCAGGUUUUAAAGAGUGGAUCCAAAAUACCCUUGGAGUAAAUGUGGAGCAUAAAACUACCUCUAAAGCAUCCUUAAAUCCUAGUGAUACACCUCCUUCUAUUGUAAAUGAAGAUUUUCUUCAUGAGCUUAAAGAAACUAGUAUUUCAUAUUCACAAGAAGCAGAUGAUCGAGUAUUUAGAGCUCAUGGUCAUUGUCUUCAUGAGAUAUUUUUGCUCAGGGAAGGAAUUUUUCAUCGCAUUCCUGAUAUAGUUAUAUGGCCAACAUGUCAUGAUGAUGUAGUUAAGAUUGUGAAUCUAGCUUGCAAAUAUAACCUUUGUAUUAUACCAAUUGGUGGAGGAACAAGUGUCUCAUACGGCCUGAUGUGUCCUGAAGAUGAGACAAGAACAAUUAUUUCUUUGGACACUUCACAAAUGAAUCGAAUCCUCUGGGUUGAUGAGCACAAUCUGACAGCUCAUGUAGAGGCUGGCAUAACAGGACAGGAGUUGGAAAGACAGCUUAAAGAAAGUGGUUAUUGUACAGGUCAUGAACCAGAUUCCCUGGAAUUCAGCACUGUGGGAGGAUGGGUAUCUACUCGGGCAUCAGGCAUGAAGAAGAAUAUCUAUGGCAAUAUUGAAGACCUGGUGGUUCAUAUAAAAAUGGUAACACCUAGAGGUAUAAUAGAAAAAAGCUGUCAAGGACCUCGUAUGUCAACAGGCCCUGAUAUCCAUCACUUCAUCAUGGGAUCUGAAGGAACUCUUGGUGUGAUAACAGAAGCUACAGUAAAAAUCAGGCCAGUCCCUGAAUAUCAAAAGUUUGGCUCAGUAGCUUUCCCUAAUUUUGAACAAGGAGUAGCCUGUUUAAGGGAAAUUGCGAAACAGCGAUGUGCUCCUGCAUCUAUUCGCCUCAUGGAUAACGAGCAGUUUCAGUUUGGUCAUGCUCUUAAACCUCAGGUUUCCUCUAUUUUUACAUCAUUUUUGGAUGGAUUAAAAAAGUUUUAUAUUACAAAGUUUAAAGGAUUUGAUCCAAGUCAGAUAAGUGUCGCUACAUUACUCUUUGAGGGGGACCGUGAGAAGGUUCUUCAACAUGAAAAACAAGUAUAUGACAUUGCUGCAAAAUUUGGUGGAUUGGCAGCUGGAGAAGAUAAUGGGCAGAGAGGUUAUUUGCUGACCUAUGUCAUUGCAUACCUUCGAGACUUGGGUUUGGAAUACUAUAUAUUAGGAGAAUCUUUUGAGACUUCUGCUCCUUGGGACAGGGUUGUAGAUCUCUGUAGAAAUGUUAAAGAAAGAAUAAUAAGGGAAUGCAAAGAGAAGGGUGUUCAGUUUGCUCCUCUUUCUACAUGCAGGGUGACGCAGACUUACGAUGCAGGUGCAUGUAUCUAUUUCUACUUUGCCUUUAACUACAGGGGAAUAAGUGACCCGCUGACUGUGUUUGAACAGACUGAGGCAGCUGCUAGAGAAGAAAUCCUUGAUAAUGGAGGAAGUCUGUCACAUCACCAUGGAGUGGGCAAGUUACGGAAGCAGUGGCUAAAGGAAAGUAUCUCUGAUGUCGGCUUUGGGAUGCUGAAGUCUGUCAAGGAAUAUGUGGACCCCAAUAAUAUCUUUGGAAACAGAAACCUUUUAUAAAUCCAGUACUGUUGUUAUGAAAAAAGUCACUUUUCUUUGAAGUCCUCAACUAUUGUUAUGCCAGUAAUCAUAUAUAUCAUGGACUCUAUCUCAGCUACAUUUGUGUGUUGGUUUAACAUAAGUUUGCUUCAUUCUGUAGUUUAUUUUGUUUCUACAUUUAUGGAUUGACAGAUGGUAUUCCUAAGUCUCUCUCAUUUGGUUGUCAUUUCAAAUUUUAGUCAGGCAGCACAAGCCUGCCAGUUGUUCUUGUGAAGGAAGAUGCUGCCAGCUGUUUUGUAUUGAUGUUUCCUCUUGGGAACAAAGGCAGAUUUUGGUGUCAUCUAUUGCUUAUCCAGCCUCUUUUUAAAAAUGUCUCUGAGAAGCAGAUAUUUUGGGAAGGAUUCCACUGAAGAGUGAUACCCAUGUACGUUUAAGGGCACAUUCUAGUGUGUCGGCCAAUAAGGGAGGAUACUCAUAAAACAGUGUUGGCCGUCUUAUUUAGGAUGUUUUCCAUUCUGUAAGGUGCUUGGCCGACCUUUAUUUUUUUAUUUUUUGAAGUUAGUAUACAAUUAUAAAACUUUAAAUCAUCGGUAUACAAAUUAUGCUGUUUGGGGACACGUUUUUGUUCUCCAUGUUUCUGUUUCUACUAAAGUAUGAGUUGUAUUUGUAUCACUGAGAUAACCUAUUGUUAUAUCCUAUUUCAUUCAUAAUAUGUUUUAUAAGAAAAGCUGAUUUAUAUUACUCAGUGUUUAUGGAGAACAGGUUUACCAUGAAAUGAAUGCCUUUAUUCAGCUUAGAAUCCUAAUGUUUGUGAUUGCACAUUCUUGUUGCUAAGAUGCAGAAGCUGCAACAGGAGAGAAGGAAGACUCCUUAUACUUAAUGUCUCCAGUUGGAAGAAUUGUUUGGCUAAAGAAACACAGUCAUCAUUCAGCUAUUGAAUUUGAAAGCUUCAGUAGUUUCAAUGAUAAAAAUAAAAAUCUUUUUAAAAAAAUUAACCCAAACAACAUGAUAAAUUUUCAUAUAAAAGUAAAAUUUCAGUUAAGUUUUUAAUAAUGGCUUAACACCUUUUUUUGAAUUACUGGUUUAACCUAAAUUUUAAAAAACUGUAAUGUAUUAAUACACAUAGCAUAAUCAAAAGUUUGAAAUAUAUUUCUUAAAUAAUGGGGAGAACAUUAAUCACCUUUAGCAUACAUUUUUACAUUCAAACCUAGAUAUUAAAGUAAGUAAAAGGAUUACUUUGAAUCACUGUCUGUCAAGGUUCAUGAUUCACAAUUUGAGAUGGAUUCUUUUCUUAAUGCAAUACCUAACUUUUGAUAAUUUUUUAAAAUUAAUAUUUGAUCAGUAGGUCACAAUACAGAUGAUCCUGUAAAAAGACAUUCUGUCUGUCUAUGUAGCAACAGCGCCAGAGUAUUUUUGGGCAGUUUGAUACCUUUUAUAUCUGAAGAUAGCCUUAACCAGAAAAGUGAAAAUUUAAAAUUGACAAAAUGGUAUUUUUAAGGCUUCAAAAUGAUAAAUGAUUUUAAUUAUUAAAAUUGGCCUCAAAUCUGUAAACCAGAAUUAAAUAUUAGUUUAACAACAAAAACUAAAUAUUGAUUUAUCAGAAGCUGCCUCUCUACAUUGGUGAUUUAUUUUUAAUUAUAAAAUUUCUAGCACAUCUGUGCUUAAAGCCCUUGAUAUUUGAAAGAGUUGGAUACUCGAUGAGGAAAUUACACUUGCCUCUCUAGUUAAAAAAAUCUCAGCUUUAUAAAAUGCAUCUAUUCAUGAAGGUGAUUUCUCUGAUUGGUGAUCAAAAUGUAAAACUUUAAUAUCUCCUGGAGUGUAUACAUGUUUCUGAGUAAUUUUUUUAAAAAUAAAACUUACAGAUUCAUAAGCAGAUCCAUUCUGUUGCAUGUGAUUGUUAUAAUAUUCUUUCCCAGGGAGUUCAGAUUUCAACAACCUCAAAAAUCUGUAUUUGA